Camarhynchus parvulus is the source of this 5802-nucleotide messenger RNA. RefSeq names its product zinc finger protein 585A-like. Gene Ontology annotation, molecular function: RNA polymerase II cis-regulatory region sequence-specific DNA binding; DNA-binding transcription factor activity, RNA polymerase II-specific. Bases 488 to 4357 code for a protein of 1289 amino acids. The transcript has 2 exons. The record is from RefSeq and is a predicted model, not a curated record. Gene Ontology annotation, biological process: regulation of transcription by RNA polymerase II. NCBI's taxonomy places the organism in Eukaryota, Metazoa, Chordata, Aves, Passeriformes, Thraupidae.
AGCGCGGGGAUCCGAGGGGGAAAGAGCCAGCCUGGGCCAUGGAGGGGCUCAGGGAUCCGAGCUGGGGCUCCGCGAGCAGCUCCAGGGUGGGGAGGAGAAGCCCCACAAGUGCUCGGAGUGCGGGAAGAGCUUCAGCUGGAGAUCCAACCUGAUCAAGCAUUGCAGAAUCCACCACACGGGCCGACAGGUGGGAUCUGAGGGGGAAAAACCCACCCUGGCCCAGGGUCAGAAAUCAGAGCUGGGGGUCCCUGAGCAGCUCCAGGAUGGGGAGAAGCCCCACAAGUGCUCGGAAUGUGGGAAGAGCUUCAGGUUGAGAUCCUGCCUGAUUAUCCACCAGAGAAUCCACACGGGGGGACAGCUGAGAUCUAAGGGAGAAAAACCCACCUUGGACCAGGGAGGGGCUCAGAGAUCCGAGCUGGGGGUCCCUGAGCAGCUCCAGGAUGGGGAGGAGAAGCCCCACAAAUGGUCGGAGUGCGGGAAGAGCUUCAUGCUGAGUUCCCACCUGGUUGCCCACCUGAGGAACCACAUGGAGCAACAGCUGAGAUCUCAGGGGGAAGAACCCACCCUGGACCAGGGUCAGAGCUCAGAGCUGGGGGUCCUUGAGCAGCUCCGGGAUGGGCAGAAGAAGCCCCACAAGUGCUCGGAGUGCGGGAAGAGCUUCACCAAGAGGUCCAGCCUGGUUGCCCACCAGAAGAUUCACACGGGGCAACACCUGGGAUCUGAGGGGGAAAAUCCCAACUUGGACCUGGGUCAGAGCUCGGAGCUGGGGGUCCCUGAGCAGCUCCAGGGUGGGCAGAAGAAGCCCCACAAGUGCUCAGAGUGCGGGAAGAGCUUCAUUUGGAGAUCGUCCCUAAACAAGCACUGCAGAAUCCACCACACGAGGGAACAGCUGAGAUCUGAGGGGGAAGAACCCACCCUGGGUCAGAGCUCAGAGCUGGGGGUCUCUGAGCAGCUCCGGGAUGAGGAGAAGAAGCCCCACAAGUGCCCGGAAUGCGGGAAGAGCUUCAUUUGGAGAACGUCCCUAAACAAGCACUGCAGAAUCCACCACACGAGGGGACAGCUGAGAUCUGAGGGGGAAAAACCCAAAUUGGACCAGAGCUCAGAGCUGGGGGUCUCUGAGCAGCUCCGGGAUGAGGAGAAGAAGCCCCACAAGUGCCCAGAAUGCGGGAAGAGCUUCAGGUGGAGAGCCAACCUGAUCAAGCAUUGGAGAAUCCACCACACGGGGGGACAGCUGAGAUCUGAGGGGGAAGAACCCACCCUGGGUCAGAGCUCAGAGCUGGGGCUCCCUGAGCAGCUCCGGGAUGAGGAGAAGAAGCCCCACAAGUGCCCGGAAUGCGGGAAGAGCUUCAGGAAGAGAGCCAACCUGAUGGAGCACAGCAGGGUCCACACUGGGGAGAAGCCCUACAAGUGUGGGGAGUGUGGGCAGAGCUUCAGCUGGAGCUCCCAGCUGGUUCUCCACCAGAGGAGGAUCCACACUGGGGAGAAACCCUACGUGUGCCCGUACUGCGGGAAGGGCUUCCCCUGCAAGUCCCACCUGAGCAGCCACCUGAGGACCCACACGGGGGAGAAACCCUACGAGUGUGAGCAGUGCCAGAAGAAGUUUCAGAGCAGCUCCAACCUCCUCGUGCACCGGCGCUCGCACACGGGGGAGAGGCCGUUCCGCUGCCCCGAGUGCGGGAUGAGCUUCAAGGAGAACUCGGCCCUCGUCAGGCACCGCCGGACCCACACCGGGGAGAGGCCCUACGAGUGUGAGCAGUGUAAAAGUUCGUUUCCCACCAAGUCCCAUCUGGCGGACCACCAGCGAAUCCACACCGGGGAGAAACCGUUCUGCUGCCCCGAUUGCGGGAGGGGAUUCGCGCAAAAGUCCAGCCUGGUCAAGCACCGGCGGAUCCACACUGGGGAGAGACCUUACGUGUGUGGGCAGUGUGGGAAGAGCUUCACGCAGAGCUCCAACCUGAUCGCCCACCAGAGGGGCCACGCGGAGCGGCCCUACAAGUGCGAGCACUGCUGGAGGAGCUUCUCGCAGAGCUCCAGCCUGAUCGUGCACCAGCGCUGCCACACCGAGGUGAGGCCCUACGAGUGCAGGAAGUGCGGCAAGAGCUUCACCACCAGGUCCUGCCUGCUCACCCACCAGAUGAUCCACACCGGGGAGCGGCCCUACGAGUGCGGGCAGUGCGGGAAGGGCUUCAUAUCCAAGUCCCACCUGGUUUACCACCAGAGGGGCCACACCGGGGAGAAGCCCUACGAGUGUGAGCAGUGCAAGAAGAGGUUCCUGACCAGCUCCCACCUCCUCAGCCACCAGCUGAUGCACACCAAGGAGAGGCCGUUUUGCUGCCCUGAUUGCGGGAGGGGAUUCAGGCAAAGGUCCAAACUGGUCGUGCACCAGAGGUUCCACACUGGGGAGAAACCCUACGAGUGUGGUCAAUGCAAGAAGAGGUUCCUGACCAGCUCCUGCCUCCUUGUCCACCAGAGGAUCCACAAAGGUGAGAAACCCUUCAGCUGCCCUGACUGUGGCAAGAACUUCAGCCAGAAGUCCAACCUCGUCGUCCACCGGCGCAUCCACACCGGGGAGAAACCCUACGAGUGUCCCCAGUGUGGCAAGAGCUUCAGGACAAACUGCCAGCUGGUUGUCCACCACAGGAUCCACACUGGAGAACGUCCCUACGAGUGUCCCCAGUGUGGGAAGAGCUUCAGGGAGAACGCAGGGCUGGUGGCCCACCAGAGGAUCCACACUGGAGAACGUCCCUACGAGUGUGGGCAGUGCGGCAAGAGCUUCAGCCAGAGCUCAGGGCUGGUGGCCCACCAGAGGAUCCACACGCGAGAACGCCCCUACAGGUGUGGGCAGUGUGGCAAGAGCUUCACCCGCAACUCCCAGCUGGUUUUUCACCAGAGGAGCCACCCGAGGCAUCGCCGAGAGGGAUCUGAGGGGGAAAAACCCACCCUGGCUCACGGAGGUGGUCAGAGGUCAGAGCUGGAGGUCCGCGAGCAGCUCCAGCGUGGGGAGAAUUCCCACAGAUGCCGGGAAUGCGGGAAGAGCUUCACGUCUAAGUCCUCCUUGGUCACCCACCACCGCAUCCACACCGGGGAGAGACCCUACGAGUGUCUGCAGUGCGGGAAGAGCUUCAGGGAGAGCUCGGCCCUCAAGGUGCACCGCAGGAUCCACACCGGAGAGCGUCCCUACAGGUGCGGGCAGUGCGGGAAGGGCUUCACCUCCAACACGGAGCUGACCAUCCACCGCAGGAGGCACACGGGGGAGCGGCCCUACGAGUGCCCCCAGUGCGGCAAGAGCUUCACCCGGAGCUCCCACCUGAUGGUCCACCUGAGGUGCCACACCGGCGAGAGGCCCUACGAGUGCCCGCAGUGCGGCAAGAGCUUCAGGACGAGCUCCUGCCUGAUGGAGCACCGGAGGAUCCACACGGGGGAGAAACCCUACGAGUACGGGCGGUGCGGGAAGGGCUUCGUGGUGAGGUCCCACCUGAAGAUCCACCAGAGGAGCCACACGGGCGAGAAGCCCUUCAGGUGCCAGCUGUGCGGGAAGAGCUUCAGCACCAGCUCCUACCUGAACGUCCACCGGAGGUACCACAGCGGGGAGAGGCCCUACGAGUGUGGGGAGUGCGGGAGGAGCUUCAUCACGCGCUCGCUGCUGGUCGUCCACCAGAGGAUCCACACCGGCGAGAGGCCCUACGUGUGUGAUGUCUGCAGGAAGGGCUUCAGGACCAGCUACUGGCUCCUGGUGCACCGGCGCUCUCACACGGAUGAAAAACCCUUCCGGUGCCCCGACUGCGGGAAGGGCUUCAGGGACAACUCCACCCUCACCGUGCACCGGCGCGUCCACACCGGCGAGAGACCCUACCUGUGCGCCCAGUGCGGGAAGACCUUCAUGCUGAGCUCCCAGCUGGUGGUCCACCAGAGGAGCCACACGGGAGAACGCCCCCACAGGUGUGAGGAGUGCGGGAAGAGCUUCACCACUCGCUGCGGCCUGGCUGACCACCGGAGGAUCCACACCGGGGAGAAACCCUACGAGUGCGGGCAGUGUGGGAAGAGCUUCUCCACCGGCUCCUGCUUGAGGUCCCACCAGAAGACCCACAGCGACGAGAAGCCCUUCGAGUGUUCGCUGUGCGGGAGGAGGUUCAGGGUGAGCUCCAGCCUCAGGAGGCACCAGAGCACGCACGCGAGCGCGCACGCUGGGGAGAAACCUUUCCGCUGUCCCGACUGCGGCAGGGGCUUCAAGCUCAGCGCCUUCCUGGCCAAGCACCGGCUGAUCCACGCCGGCGAUGGGCCCCGCGAGUGUCUCCAGUGUGGGAAGAGGUUCUCGGCCACGUCUCUGCUGGCCAGGCACCGGUGGAAGUACCACUGAGGGCAGCGCUGUUGGUGGCCCGAGUGCUGGAAGAGCUCGGUGGGCUUCUCCAGCUCUGUCCCAGAAAAAUCUCAAUUUUUCCAUCUUUUGGUGGUCUUAAGCAACGCUAGAUAGCCUUGGAGGUCUUCUCCACCGUGGGAGGAUCUGCUCUGGAUGGUCCUCAGUGAGCCCAGGUGGGCAGAGCCCAGGUGAUCCAGGUUUGGAGGACACCUGGCUGAAGGUUCCACAUCCUCCUGCCCAGGUGGGCAAAGCCACCUUGAUCCCUGUUUGGAGGACACCUGGCUGAAGGUUCCACAUCCUCCUGGGUUUGUCAACUUCUGAGACUGGAAAAAUCUCAUUUUUCCCAUCUUUUGGUGGUCUUAAGCCACACUAGAUAUCCUCAGAGGUCUUCUCCACCAUCAAUCCAUCCCCCAUGGGAGGAUCUGCUCUGGAUGGUCCUCAGUGAGCCCAGGUGGGCAGAGCCAAGGUGAUCCAGGUUUGGAGGACACCUGGCUGAAGGUUCCACAUCCUCCUGCCCAGGUGGGCAAAGCCACCUUGAUCCAUGUUGGGAGGACACCUGGCUGAAGGUUGCACAUCCUCCUGGAUUUGCCAAAUUCUGAGCCUGGAAAAAUCUCAUUUUUCCCAUCUUUUGGUGGUCUUAAGCCACACUAGAUAUCCUCAGAGGUCUUCUCCACCAUCAAUCCAUCCCCCAUGGGAGGAUCUGCUCUGGAUGGUCCUCAGUGAGCCCAGGUGGGCAGAGCCAAGGUGAUCCAGGUUUGGAGGACACCUGGCUGAAGGUUCCACAUCCUCCUGCCCAGGUGGGCAAAGCCACCUUGAUCCAUGUUGGGAGGACACCUGGCUGAAGGUUGCACAUCCUCCUGGAUUUGCCAAAUUCUGAGCCUGGAAAAAUCUCAUUUUUCCCAUCUUUUGGUGGGCUUAAGCCACACUAGAUAUCCUCAGAGGUCUUCUCCACCAUCAAUCCAUCCUCAACGGGAGGAUCUGCUCUGGAUGGUCCCCAGUGAGCCCAGGUGGGCAGAGCCAAGGUGAUCCAGGUUUGGAGGACACCUGGCUGAAGGUUCCACAUCCUCCUGGAUUUGUCACCUUCUGACCCCAGAAAAAUGCCACUUUUUCCAUCUUUUGGUGGUCUUAAGCCACAUUAGAUAUCCUUGGAGGUCUUCUCCAACACCAAUCCAUCGUUUCUGGCCCACGGGCAUCUUCCGCAGCGAAACGGAGUGAGAUUGGGGCAAAACCCACAAUUUUGGAGACAGUGGGGUGGAAACCUCCAAACGUGGGAAGGUGGGAAGUUGAAGAACCUCCAAAAAAGGUUCUUCCCACCCAUCCAAGGACAUGGGUGCUCAGGGACACGUGGUUGGACUUUCUUGGAUUUGGUUUUGGAGUUAGAAGGUUUCUGUUCAUCUCUUUGAAAGCCCCAAAAUUGGGGCAGAAAUAAAAAUGUUGAUCUGUGG